UUCUAUCACUUCUCUCCUCCAUUCACAACUUCUAUCUCUUCUCUCCUCCAUUCACAACUUCCAUCACUUCUCUCCUCCAUUCACAACUUCCAUCACUUCUCUCCUCCAUUCACAACUUCUAUCACUUCUCUCCUCCAUUCACAACUUCUAUCACUUCUCUCCUCCAUUCACAACUUCUAUCUCUUCUCUCCUCCAUUCACAACUUCCAUCACUUGACUGAGCUGUCCAUCCAGACUCUAAAAGAAACUGAAGAAGCAGUAUCCAUGACCAACAUGAUGACAUCAACGGUCCUCAUCAGCUUCCUGGCCUGUCUGCUCCUGGUCAAUGUUGAAGGCCAGGUGGGUCAUUCUAAAGCUCGGUGCCUGUGUCUGAAUGGACUGGUGAACCGUGUUAAACCUCUUCACAUUGAGAAGAUCGAGGUGUACACCUCCAGCCACUCCUGCAGGAACAUGGAGAUCAUUGUCACUCUGAAGAACGGAAAAGGGAAAAAGUGUCUGAAUCCAGAAGCUCCAUUUGCCAAGAAAACCAUCGAGAAAAUAAUGAACAACCAAAGGAGUGUGCAGUGAAAUGAAUGACACCAGUUCAGGUGAGAACUCGAUAGAGAGAGAGAGCUGGAGGAAUGCAAAGAAGACUGCCUGAAAACUGCCUGAAGACAGCCUAAAGACUGCCUGAAGACAGCCUGAAGACUGUCUAAAGACUGCCUGAAGACUGCCUAAAGACUGCCUGAAGACAGCCUGAAGACUGUCUAAAGACUGCCUGAAGACAGCCUAAAAACUGCCUGAAGACAGCCUGAAGACUGCCUGAAGACUGCCUAAAAACUGCCUGAAGACAGCCUGAAGACUGCCUGAAGACUGCCUGAAGACUGCCUGAAUACAGCCUAAAGACUGCCUGAAGACUGCCUGAAGACUGUCUAAAGACUGCCUGAAGACUGUCUAAAGACUGCCUGAAGACUGCCUGAAGACUGUCUAAAUAUGUGUUUACACUGUUGAAUGGUACUUAGAAAGUUGUUUUUUAAAUGUACAAAGUCAGUAUCUGUUACACAAUAUGACUUACUAGUUGAGUGACAUUUCUAGCAUUUCCAAUGGAAAAAAUAAAAAGCAUGUAAAUAUGUAAAUAUACUUUUUUUUUUAAUGUCAAGAAUAUAUGUAUGUAUUUCUCAGGUUUUCUAUCAAAUUAAAAAAUAAGCAUUUG
Molecule: messenger RNA, 1191 nt
Organism: Oncorhynchus tshawytscha (Chinook salmon)
Lineage: Eukaryota; Metazoa; Chordata; Actinopteri; Salmoniformes; Salmonidae
Product: C-X-C motif chemokine 11-1-like
Exons: 4
Coding region: 264-566 (100 amino acids)
Biological process (GO): neutrophil chemotaxis; inflammatory response; antimicrobial humoral immune response mediated by antimicrobial peptide
Cellular component (GO): extracellular region
Molecular function (GO): CXCR chemokine receptor binding; chemokine activity
Source: RefSeq, a predicted model, not a curated record